AUGGCUUCGAUCUUGAAAAAAUCAGCAAAGGACAUUGUCGUCUUGUCGGCUUUGCGUACCCCAGUAACCAAGUCGAUAAAAGGUGGCUUGGCUCAAUUGUACCCCGAGGAGCUCCUCUACCAAAUCUUGAAAGGUUCACUCGAGAGAUCCAAGGUCGACCCGCAGUUGGUGGAUGAUGUUUUGGUUGGCGCUGUGUUGCAAACCUUGGGUGGUCAGAAGGUUUCGGCAUUGGCGGUUAAAAAGGCCGGCUUCCCCAUCAAGACUACAGUCAACACCAUAAAUCGACAAUGUGGAUCAUCGGCUCAGGCGAUAACGUACAGUGCCGGCUCUUUACUCAGCGGUGAGAACCAAUUUGCCAUUGCUGCCGGUGUCGAGUCGAUGACACACGAUUACUUUCCCCACCGAGGCAUCCCCACUAGAGUCUACCAGCCAUUUUUUGAAAGUGCCGACGAAGAAGCUAGAAAUGUGUUGAUGCCCAUGGGUCUCACUAGUGAGGCAGUCGCAGAACAAUUUGGCGUUGGCAGAAAGGAACAAGACGAAUUCGCGGUGCAGUCCCAUUUGAAGGCUGCCAAGGCCAUCGAAAGUGGUCAUUUCGCUAAUGAAAUUGUCCCUGUUGAAGCACGCACUCCAGAAGGCGACGCCGUCACGAUUUCCAAAGAUGAUGGAGUAAGAGCUGGUUCAACCUAUGAGAAGUUGCUGACUUUGAAGCCCGUGUUCAAAGAAGAUGGUGCUACUACUGCAGGUAACUCUUCGCAGAUCUCGGAUGGAGCAUCAGCAGUCAUUUUGACAACCAGGGAGAAUGCCGAGAAAUACGGAUACAAACCUAAAGCCAGGUUCAUCGGUUCAGCAGUAGCAGGUGUUCCAGCUGGUCUCAUGGGAAUCGGGCCCUCGGCUGCUAUUCCUCAAUUAUUGGACCGGUUGGGCGUUUCCACCAAGGACAUUGACAUUUUCGAGUUGAAUGAGGCAUUUGCCUCCCAGCUGAUUUACUGCAUUGAGAAGCUCGGCUUGGACUACGCAAAAGUCAACCCUUACGGUGGUGCCAUUGCUAUUGGACACCCAUUAGGUGCAACUGGUGGUAGGGUCACUGCAACUUUAUUGAAUGGUUUAAGAGCUCAAAACAAGGAAUUAGGCGUCAUCUCCAUGUGUACCUCCACCGGUCAAGGUUACGCUGCCUUGUUUGCCAAUGAAGAGUAG
This is a messenger RNA of Lodderomyces beijingensis, 1194 nucleotides long. Lineage: Eukaryota; Fungi; Ascomycota; Pichiomycetes; Serinales; Debaryomycetaceae. The record is from the annotation of a GenBank genome assembly.